This is a messenger RNA of Tripterygium wilfordii, 3805 nucleotides long. RefSeq lists its product as uncharacterized. NCBI's taxonomy places the organism in Eukaryota, Viridiplantae, Streptophyta, Magnoliopsida, Celastrales, Celastraceae. The record is from RefSeq and is a predicted model, not a curated record. The transcript has 5 exons. The coding region runs from base 31 to 3264 and encodes 1077 amino acids.
UAGGAACUUCACUCUUACAGAGUGGAAAACAUGGCAAAAAGAUCAGAUUUUGCACAGAAGCUGUUGGAUGAUCUCCGUUUAAGGAAGGAGCGAAUGGCUGCUUCUCAUAGCUCAAAGUCUUCAAAACCAUUAGCUGGAGAUGCAUAUACUUGCACCAAGCAGACUUACAGAGGAUCUGGGAAUUUAAAAACAAAUGAAAAGACUAGUUUCAGAACUGGAAAUGUGCACAAAAUGUCCAAUGGGGGCUCUAAAUCACUCAUGAAGGAAGAAGCAUCAAUGCAGAUCGUUCCUUUUGGGACAGGCCAGAAUUCAGAACAAAUGGGAGAUCUAUCAAAGGCACUGGCAUUUGCGCUUGAAAAUGGAGGAAGGCUUAAAAGAAUGGAUUCAUCAGGCAAUAGUUCAAUACUGACGUUCCUGAAUCAAAUUGGCAGAAGAUCAGUGAACUUUGGCAAGAUGGAAAAAAAGAGCAGUGACCAUAGAAACUUGUCAUCAGCCGGUCAUUUCCCCAUCCUCUCUCAUCUGCAAAUUAAAGAAAUAUCAAAAGGGGCACAAAAACUAAACCAGAUCCUCAGAGCUUGUUCUAAUGGCGUUAACUUUGACAAAUAUUCCAUAGAAAUUGGGAAGGAACUUUUUAAAGGGGCCAUAGAUCUGGAGGAGUCCCUGCGGAUGCUUGUAAACCUACAAGAAGCUUCAGAGUACAUGAUCACUCCACAGAGGAAAAGUCGGAUCACAUUGUUAGAUGAAGAUGAAGAUGAAGAUGAUGAUGACAUGACAGUUAAAAUAGCUGAGCAAAAGCAACUGGACCGACCAAGAUUCUCUUUUGAUGAGCCCUCGAGAAACACUCAUGGCAUCCAGGAAGUUCGAAGGAGUGACCUCAAGCAGGGGCUAAUGGCUUUAUCCUACCUGUCAGAAGUUGCCAAAAACAACUCUCAAAAGCAGGUUCCAAGCACCCCAAAUUCCAUUUCGCACAAACGAUCAGUUAGCUAUAGCCCUGACGUAAAAGCUCUUGCUGCAUUCUCAGACGAGAAGAAUUACUCAAGUUCAUCCAAAUCGAAAACAGAAAAUGGAAGAAUUCCAAAUGUUAUUGCAAAACUAAUGGGCCUAGAUGAGCUUCCAGAAAAAGGUGAAGCAGCAUAUGCCAAGCAGAAAGAUGCCGGCCCCAAGCAGAGAAUGGAAGGAAAAAUUUCAAAGGGGAUUUCCCAGGCUACAAACCAGCGAGAGAGAAAAGAUGCUGAGUAUCUGGCACACCCAUUAACGAGACAAAAGCAGAAAAAAAUGAUACAGUUUCAGGACUCCACAUUUGUGCAACAAACAGAGAAGAACUUGGCAAUUCACCGAGAUAUCUUUGAGGUGUUUAUCAACGACGCAACACCACCAUCGAAGAAUGUGGAAAGUUUAAAAGCAGAGACGGGCUUCCAUAAGACAGAUAUCAGAAGAGAUAAUGAACAAAGCAAAAACAGCCAGCUCGACAAUAUCACCAGGAGGCGAAAGGAAAUUCAGGAAAACGAGAACAAGAAUAAUAAAAAGCCCAAGGAGCAAAAAGCUGCCGAAAAGAAUGGAAAUACCGAACCAAUCUUAAAACAUGAUCUGCAAAGGAUGGGUCCUCAGGCCCAUAAAGGAUCGGAAGCUGCAGUUCUUUCACAAAGAAAAACAGGAUUUAAGAAAAACACGCAUUUGACAGAGAAAAUACGUGCAGGAACAUUGCUUUCCAGCAGUCAACAAAACUCUUCUGUUGCUCAGGUGACACAACAGCAAGACCUCCUCCGAAAAUUUGAGCCUCAAGAAGAAAAGCAUCAAGAAGGAGAAUGGGAGAAGCAUAGCACCAGAAAACAAAAGGAAACCGAUGUAAUGUCCAAAAAGAAUAUUCAACCCAUGCACAACGCAAUGAAUUUGCAAAAGCAGCAUCUACAUACAAAUCAGGCCACACAUAGGAGGAAAGGUUCCAUGGAAGCCUUUGAGACAACGCAGACUGAAAGAUCGCAAAUUGGUAGACCCCAUGAAGAUCUAGCUGGAGACAGAAGUGCAGGUAAUUUCAACGUACAAAGGAAAGACCCAGAGAACAGAAACUCGAAUCCAGAUGCUUCUACAAGAUUCCUAAACUUCAAAUUAGAAAAUCAAAAGACCAGAAUCCCACAAGCUAUGGAAGAAAAAUCACUUCAUGUUUCAGUCAGAAAGAAUGCAAAAAGUACAAAAGCACAUAAAGGAGAUUCCCUUAGAAAGGCUGAUGAAGUGAUAACAAGAAGAAAUGUAAGUUCAAACAACUCGGCAAAGCUGCCAAAACAUCAAACUACCAUUUUGCUGGAAGUAAAGCAGAGAAAGCAUGACAAGCUUAUUGGGACCAAGGAAGCAGCACGGGUGAGCAGCAAGUCGGAAGAAGUAGGAGCAUCCAUUGUGAAGUCGAAUAACUCAGUAGCAAGCAUCCAACCAUCCAAUGUGGAGCAGAAACCACAUAUUCAAGACAAAGAGGCUACCAAUUUUCAUGGCUCCACGGAAGAUGAAUGGCCUAGCCUAAAAGAACCACAAAUACGAGCUCCACAUGGAAGUGAUCAAAGCAAAAUCUCAAUGGGUAAAAAUGGUCACCAGGAUCAAGAAUUUGCUUUCGGCAGUGAUGAACAACUUAAGUCUCACAAAAUUGCUUCAGAUGCAGUCAAUGGAACUCAUGAAGUGCGGACAAAUAUGUCUCGCCCCUCACAGCAGGAGCACCAGAAAUAUUCUAAAUCAGUAAAACCAGAGCCGCUAACAGAAAAUGAAACUUUCCUUAAGCAGACAUUGAUUAGAAGUAAAUUAUUUCUUGAUACAGCAGAAGCGCUUUUCAGAUUAAACAUUCCUUUAAGCAUUCUUCAUGAUGGUGGUUUUGGCAACCAUGACAAAGAAAUCAAGCUCAUCAUAGACUGCGGCUACGAAGUAAUGAGAAGAAAGGGAAGAAGUCAAGAGCUGUACGUUAGUCCAUUCAUGACAGUGUCCAUCACUUCUGUGAACGUACGAAAUCUGGAUGAAUUGGUCAAGGAAUUGCAAGCAGACUUGGAGAAAUUGAAAUAUUACAGUAAGAUUGGGAAUGAAGAAUGUGUCGUUGAAGACUACCUACCAAAAGUGCUUGAGAUUGAUGUCUACAACAGAAAUCCAGACAUAAAUUGCAUGUGGGAUGCUGGGUGGAAUGAUGCGAUGUUUGCGAUUCUUGAAAAAGAUGAUAUUAUGAGGGAUGUUGAGAAGUAUGUGCUUAAUGGACUCCUGGAUGAGAUGACAAGAGAUCUAUUACCAGUAUAAGUGUUGAGACUCGCUUGGGGAAGAAUACUGAUAACGAUGUUUCCAUACUACUUGUUUCAUAUUAUGCUCGAAUUUUCUGAGAAAAUUUAUUGUGUGCUUAUGGAUUUUGAUCCACUUCAAUAGAUUGAAAUUCACAAGUAUAUGUCAAGCGUAAAACAACCUUUCAUCUACUUUUUUUAUAUAUCCCCCAUAUCAUGUAAAUGGUAGAGACUUCUCCCAGAAAAAUGAUUACAUGAAAGUCAGUCCAUAGUUCAGAUACUCCAUUGAAAGACCUCUGCUAAAACCAGUUUAUCCCAAAAUACGAUCAUUCGAUUAUGUUAUUACUCUAGCCACAUCAUGACAACAAAAAGAAUCGUCACUACAAGAACUUCAUGCCAUAAGGCCCGUAACACUAAUAUUUUGUUCAUUCCAAAUGAUUUACACCGCCAUUACAAAUCAAUUGGAUGAGAUCAUCAACUCUCGUAAAAACAGUGAAGUAUAGGCGAACCCUAUAACAUAUGUAAAAGGAAAACAACAUUCGAACUGUAUAGAGAAACAAGGU